This is a messenger RNA of Phyllopteryx taeniolatus (common seadragon), 1858 nucleotides long. Its product is annotated as twinfilin-2-like. Gene Ontology annotation, cellular component: actin filament; cytoplasm; myofibril. Gene Ontology annotation, biological process: actin filament depolymerization; barbed-end actin filament capping; positive regulation of neuron projection development. The record is from RefSeq and is a predicted model, not a curated record. NCBI's taxonomy places the organism in Eukaryota, Metazoa, Chordata, Actinopteri, Syngnathiformes, Syngnathidae. The transcript is spliced from 12 exons. Gene Ontology annotation, molecular function: actin monomer binding; actin filament binding. Bases 368 to 1462 code for a protein of 364 amino acids.
UGAAACGGUCAGAUUCUUGCCCGGUGUCACAUUUCUGUGUGCUUGAAUUUGAGAAGAUGCAGCUGAUGGUGAGUUUAUGAAGGAGCGAUAAAAUAUCCUUACAGUUAAGCUACACGAGAACAACGCCUGGGCACACCUGUGGAUCUCCAAGCCAGGCCGGCAAACUCUUUUGGCUCUGUUCCGCAUAUUGCAUUUCAGGUGUGAAGAAUCUCCAGCGUCCCCCUUGAGAGUUGGUGUCACUUGGUGUGCGUGGGUCCAUCUGUCUGCCAUCAGAGGACGACCAAACCUCCUCCAGAGCCCGAAGAGCGAGGAAAGAGAAAGAUCUGGAGCGGCUCCUUCCGUGAAACUGACUGCUGACUGCCAAAACAUGUCACACCAAACUGGGAUCAAUGCAACAUCGGAGCUUAAAGACUUCCUGGCCCAAGCAAGGGGAGGUGCCAUCAGGAUAAUAAAGAUCGUCAUCCAAAAUGAGGAGUUGGUGCUAGAGUCGAGCGGGAAUCCAGCCCAAAGCUGGGACAUGGACUAUGACCACUUCCUAUUACCUCUGCUCACGCCACAGCAGCCGUGCUACAUCCUCUACCGGCUGGACUCCCAGAAUGCACUGGGAUACGAGUGGAUCUUCAUCGCCUGGUCACCCGACCAGUCACCAGUCAGAGAGAAGAUGGUUUACGCUGCCACUCGUGCCACAUUGAAGAAAGAGUUCGGAGGAGGUCACAUCAAAGACGAGCUGUUUGGCACAGUCGAGGAAGACGUGUGCUUCCAGGGGUACCUGCGUCACAUGACCUCCUGCUGUUCUCCGGCGCCUCUCACAGCAGCUGAACAAGAACUCCAACGAAUUCGAGUCACGGAGGAUAAAGUUGUAUGGGAUGAGCGUAGACGAAUUGGGAUUCCACGUGCAAGGGUUCCAGUGGAGUUUGGUAUAGACAAAAGAGUCUCUCAGGGUCUCGCAUUCCCUUUACAAGAGGAGGCCAAGCGAGCACUCCAGCAGCUGAAGCAGAAACGCGUCAACUACAUACAGCUGAGGUUGGAUGGGGAGAAAGAGACCAUCGAGCUGGUGCACACCAAACCAACAGAGACCCGUGAGCUCCCGUACAGGAUCCCCACAGAUUCCCCCAGAUACCACUUCUUCAUCUUCAAACAUUCCCACCAGGGCCGCACGCAGGAGGCACUGGUGUUCAUAUAUUCAAUGCCUGGGUACACCUGCAGUAUAAAGGAGCGGAUGUUGUAUUCCAGCUGCAAGAACAGACUGCUUGAGGAAGUGGAGAAAGAUUACCAGCUGGAAGUGACCAAAAAGAUGGAGAUAGAUAGUGGCGACGGCCUUACAGAAGACUUCCUGUACGAGGAGGUCCACCCGAUGGAGCACACCUUGAAGCAAGUGUUCGUUAAGCCUCGUGGACCGGGGGGCAAGAGGGGCAACAAACGCCUUAUCAAAGGCGCAGGAGAGAACGGCGAGGAAAUUUAAGCACACGCAAAUAUACACACACAAAUACAAUAUAACACAACCAAACAAACGUUAUAUUUAUGAAUUGAGUUGAACUGUUUCCAUUGUACCUACUUAAUUUUUGCAAAAUGAGUCCAAAUAAAACAUGGAUAAAGAGCUACAACAAAGCAAAAAGUCAACUUUCAUAAUAUGUCCACUUUAAUUUGCACUGUGUUGUUUUGCUCUCGUCAUCAGUUAUCCAGAUCAAACCAUCGUUGGUGAAAGGGAGAAGGCCUUUAAAAUGUUGGUUGCAUUGUGGAUUAUUAUCCUAUUUUAUCACCUAAUCAGUCUCCAUGAUUGAACACCGGUGUACACGCUUGUCUCAGUCACACUGUUUCACGUGAAUGUUCAUUACAAUAAAAUGCUCUUUAUCCUACA